CUGAGCUCGACUUUUUUCUUCCGGUCCGGUUCUCAUUAUUAUCAAUUCCUCUAUAUAAAGCCACACACACCCCCAAGAAUUGAGCAAAUAAAAUAAAAUUUAGAAAAACAAAAAAGGCCGGCCCGGCAACCUUAACAUGUCGUCGCCGUCGUCUUCGUCCGAGGUACUAAGAAUAAAGAAAGACCAAAUUGCGGAGUUCCAGGAAGCCUUCAAUCUCUUCGACAAAGACGGCGAUGGUUGCAUUACGCUAGAGGAGUUGGCAGCGGUGAUCCAAUCAUCGUCGGAUCACCAGAACCCAUCGGAAGAGGAACUGCAGGAGAUGAUCAACGAGGUGGAUGCCGAUGGCAAUGGCACCAUCAAGUUCCCCGAGUUCUUGAACCUCAUGGCGAAGAAAAUCAAGGAAACAGACGCAGAGGAGGAGCUUAAAGAAGCUUUCAAGGUUUUUGAUAAGGACCAAAAUGGUUAUAUCUCUUCCACUGAAUUGAGGAACGUGAUGAUAAAUCUAGGGGAGAAACUGAGUGAGGAAGAUGUUGAAGAAAUGAUACAAGAAGCUGAUCUGGACGGUGAUGGCCAAGUAAACUUUGAUGAAUUUGUGAAGAUGAUGAUGCAUACCUCUUGCUGAAAGACUUCAAUCAAUAUAUCAAUUAAUAAAUAAUUGUGACAUUUUUUAUUUUCCCAUUUAAAUAUUAUCAAAUUUGGUAGUUAAUUAUUUUAAAAUCAAAAUAGAGUUAUUUAUAAAGUUGUUUUUUAUCCGAUUUAAUUUCAAUACAAAUAAAUAAUAUGAAAAAAGAAUAAGUUCAAGAGAAUAAACAUUAAUACCUUAUUCUUUUGUGUUGGAUAAAUUAAUUUUCAAUUUUUUCUUACUUUUUCUAAUUUCUUCAAACAACGAUUUAAAUAAAAUAUUUGCAUAUGAUGAAUGUUAGCCUUGGUUUGCUAAGCCUCAUGUUUUGAUGUUAACAAACAAUAUAAGAGCUUGACGUUUGUUUAAGUGUUUCAGGUACAACAAGAAUCCAUUAAGAUUCGGUACUCAAGAAUGAAGUCGAAACACCAAACUAGCGUAGAAUAUAGGUAGAAACCAAUG
Messenger RNA from Cuscuta campestris, 1081 nucleotides. The record is from the annotation of a GenBank genome assembly. Lineage: Eukaryota; Viridiplantae; Streptophyta; Magnoliopsida; Solanales; Convolvulaceae.